Molecule: messenger RNA, 942 nt
Organism: Fraxinus pennsylvanica
Lineage: Eukaryota; Viridiplantae; Streptophyta; Magnoliopsida; Lamiales; Oleaceae
Source: the annotation of a GenBank genome assembly
AUGAAUCUUCAGCUAGGGGUUUUUCAUCCAGGACCAGAAGUGCAUCAAUGUCUAUUCCUGUACUCUAUGGAUCCCUCUGAAUAUGAAAACAACCUUGUAGGUUACACUGGUCCUUUACGAAGUGAAAGAAGGACAUCGUUUGUACAGAGGAGUGGUCCUUUAUAUGCCGGCCGUAGACAUGUUGGCACCAAUCCAUUCAGUCUACGCAAGAAUGAUUGGCCAGAUGGGAACUACAUGGGAAAAAAUGAACAUCUUUUGAGGUCUGGGCAAUUGGGGAUGUGCAACGAUCCAUACUGCACAACGUGCCCUACGUAUUACAAUUUUACGGGGAACCAGAAGAACUCAAGAAUGUCUGAUAUAUUUGAUGCUAAGGGGUUUUCAUCCAGGACCAGGAGUGCAUCAUUGUCUAUUCCUGUGAAUUCUAUGGACCCCUCUGAAUAUGAAAACAACCUUGUAGGUUACACUGGUCCUUUAAGAAGUGAAAGAAGGACAUCGUUUGUACAGAGGAGUGGUCCUUUAUAUGCCGGCCGUAGACAUGUUGGCACCAUUCAGUCUACGCAAGGCAACUGGGGAUGUGCAACGAUCCAUACUGCACAACGUGCCCAACGUAUUACAAUUUUACGGGGAACCAGAAGAACUCAAGAAUGUCUGAUAUAUUUGAUGCUAAGGUUGGAUGAUACUGAUGCAGAAGAGUCAACAAAUGCAAUUGAUAGAACUGUUGCUAAUCUCCUGUUCCACAACAUCAAUAAUUGCAACCCCGCUCCUACUGAAACGGAGGAUGAAGUGAAAUGCAGUUUUUACAAUCACGAUCCAUGUUUCUCUAUUUCCUCUCAUGGCGCCGUUCCUGAUGGUGAUGCAGAAGUCCCGAUAUUUGAUCAUGGUCUGUCUUAUUCGACCAAAAUGGUUGAUGGUGACUCUUGCUUCCAUCCCGCAUUGAUUUGA